Messenger RNA from Dermatophagoides pteronyssinus (European house dust mite), 183 nucleotides. RefSeq lists its product as uncharacterized. Lineage: Eukaryota; Metazoa; Arthropoda; Arachnida; Sarcoptiformes; Pyroglyphidae. The record is from RefSeq and is a predicted model, not a curated record.
UGCGACUGCAUCAACGCGCAUGCGGAGUUAUACACGACGAGCAGCUGCAGCGGACGCUUCCAGCUCUUAAUUUUCGAACCAUUCAUCUUCCAUGUGAAGGCCGCCUCGCUCGAUGCAGCGUUGCUCGUCCUUGCAGCGUGUCAGGCGGCAGGCGUGCAGGAUUGCGGCAUCACUGAAAAAUGA